Messenger RNA from Pelodiscus sinensis (Chinese soft-shelled turtle), 652 nucleotides. The record is from RefSeq and is a predicted model, not a curated record. Lineage: Eukaryota; Metazoa; Chordata; Testudines; Trionychidae.
CUGUGUCACGGUCGACGACCCCUCAGUGCCCCCAGGGGAGGACAUGGACGGCAGAUACUGGGUGAGCGGGCGGAGCGAAGAGGAGGCCAGGGACAAAGCAGCCAAGGCCUUUGGGGUGACCCCGGACAAGAUCUCGCUGCGGCAAGAUGACGAUGUCCUGGAUACCUGGUUCUCCUCCGGCCUCUUCCCGUUCUCCAUCUUCGGCUGGCCCAACCCCAGCGAAGACCUGCAGGUUUUCUACCCCGGGACGCUCCUGGAGACCGGCCACGACAUCCUCUUCUUCUGGGUGGCCCGCAUGGUCAUGCUGGGGUUGAAGCUGAAGGGCCAGCUGCCCUUCCAUGAGGUUUACCUUCACGCUGUCGUCCGCGACGCCCACGGCAGGAAAAUGAGCAAGUCCUUGGGCAACGUCAUCGACCCGCUGGAUGUGAUCAGCGGGAUCACGCUGGAGGGCUUGCAUGCGCAGCUGCUGGAGAGCAACCUGGAGCCAGCGGAGGUAGAGCGAGCCAAGCAGGGCCAGAAAAGCGAUUACCCUGCUGGGAUCCCAGAGUGCGGUACAGACGCCCUGCGCUUCGCCCUCUGCGCGUACACCUCCCAGGCUACUGACAAAACAGCAGCUUGGAAGAAAAACACCAACACAUUCUUCAGCGUAUAA